AUGUCGGCAGUGCGACCCCUCGAACAGAUCAAGCGCGAGACGAAAGUCGCCUACCGCGCGCCGCACCUGCGCAAGCACAACCUGACGGGCACCGACCUGAUCGACUCGCUGGACAACAUCGGUAUCGGUGGCGCAUACCACCACGAAGGCCCCUACGACGCGACCCUGGCGAGCCGCAACAAGGACGAGCGGUUCGCACCCGUCGCCGCCGUCAAGACGACCAACAUGGAGGCCCUGCGUGCGACGCCCUACGAGCACAUCCAGGACUCGUUGCGCAAGCACAUGCCGCUGCAGGGCACGUCGACGAUCCCGCCCGGCAUGCCCGACCUGCGCGGCCUGCCGAUGGAGUACGAGGAGGGCGUUGACGUCAUGCGCGAGUCGGACGCGUACGGGGGUGCGCUGGGGCGGUACGAACAUGUCCAAUACCACCCCGACGACCUCAAGGGCAAGGGCGAGCCCUCCUACACAAUAGAGCGGGACCUGAAAGAGCGCAAGCGCCACCAGAAGUCCAUGUCGAGCGGAACGAACGGCAACGGCAACAACACGGCCGUCUACGAGAUGCAGCCCACAGGACACCGUCGCGAGGACAGCAGCACUAGCACGGGGAAGGACGGCGGUGUCGCGACGGUCCGCCAGCGCAGGUAUAGCACGGACAGCGCGGCGGCGGGGCCGUCGAGCCCGCCGUCGGCGAGUGUUGGGCGCAGCAAUACUUCUUCGGGUAAGAGGUUGAGUGGCGGCUUGAAACAACGGUUCGGCUCCAUCCGCCGCCACCACAAGCACAGCAACAGCAAUGAGGACUCGUUGAUCUGA
Molecule: messenger RNA, 810 nt
Organism: Anthostomella pinea
Lineage: Eukaryota; Fungi; Ascomycota; Sordariomycetes; Xylariales; Xylariaceae
Source: the annotation of a GenBank genome assembly